UCCUAACUUUAGCUUGUAGAAGUUGAAUGGGAAUGGGAUUAAGAAAGAAUAAAGUCAGCAUUGCAACGAGAGAAAUUUACAUAAAGGAAAGGGGGCAAAAUAUGAAAAAAAAAGACGGGAAAGAAAGAGAGAAUCUGGUGGGCUUUGAGCUGUAUUUAGCUGUAUAAUUAUUUCUUUGCUCCCAUACUCUCUCUCUCUCUCUCUCUCUCUCUCUCUCUCUCACACGCAUCUCCAAAAUCCCUACUAGAAAAACCCUCACCCUUUGUCCUUCUCCUCUAACCCAAAAUCCCUAUCUUUUCUCCGUUUCCCCUCUCCACAUAUUUGCAUAGACAUUUUUGCAAAAACCCCCAUUUUCAAACCAAGCUUUGCAAGAAAAGAGUGAGAGAUAGAAAGAGAGGUACGAACCAAGCAGACGAAAAGAAAAGAAAGUGGCAUUUGUUAAAUCAGAUGUCUCAUGUAAGAUGAAGAAGAAGACUCAUAUCAAGCUCCAUUCUUCUCAUCUCUCACUCCUGCUCAUCUCAUUCUUUAUCGGCUUCUGUUCCUGUGAGCAGCAGCAUUCCUUUUCAAGCCAUGGUGGCCUCACUGACCAGGAAGUCUUGUAUAUCAAGCAGCGUCAGCUUCUCUAUUACAGGGAUGAGUUUGGUGAUAGAGGAGAAAGAGUCACUGUUGACCCAUCUCUUGUCUUUGAAAAUCCGAGGCUCAGAAAUGCUUACAUAGCUUUACAAGCUUGGAAACAAGCUAUUCUUUCUGACCCUUCCAAUUACACAAGUAAUUGGGUUGGAUCUAAUGUUUGCAAUUACACUGGGGUUUUCUGUGCUGCUGCACCUGAUAACAGGAAAAUCAAGACCGUUGCUGGCAUUGAUCUAAACCAUGGUGAUAUUGCAGGGUACUUGCCGGAGGAGCUUGGCUUACUCACUGAUCUUGCAUUGUUCCACAUCAACUCCAAUCGCUUUUGUGGUACUGUUCCGCACAAGUUCGAAAGGCUGAAGUUAUUAUUCGAGCUGGAUCUCAGCAACAACAGGUUUGCUGGUAAGUUUCCUGAAGUGGUUCUGAAGCUGCCUUCACUCAAAUUCUUGGAUCUGAGGUUCAACGAGUUUGAAGGAACCGUACCAAAAGAACUUUUUGACAAAGAUUUGGAUGCCAUCUUCAUCAACCACAACCGCUUCAGAUUCAAUCUCCCUGACAACUUUGGCAACUCCCCAGUUUCUGUUAUUGUCCUAGCCAACAACAAAUUCCACGGAUGCGUGCCUUCAAGUCUUGGUAACAUGAAAGGUCUUGAAGAAAUCAUUCUUAUGAACAAUGGUUUGAGAUCUUGCUUGCCUAAAGAAAUUGGUUUGCUUAGAAACUUGACUGUUUUCGAUGUUAGCUUCAAUGAGUUAAUGGGUCCUCUGCCGGAAAAAAUUGGAGAAAUGGUCAGCCUUGAGCAACUCAAUGUGGCACAUAAUAUGCUCUCUGGUAAAAUUCCAGCCGGCAUUUGUCAGUUACCGAAUUUGCAAAACUUCACAUUCUCGUACAAUUUCUUCACUGGAGAACCACCUAUUUGCCUGAGCUUACAAGAUUUUGACGACAGAAGAAAUUGCUUGCCUGCAAGACCUCUGCAAAGAAGCGCUGCCCAAUGUAAGUCUUUCUUGUCAAGGCCAGUGGAUUGCAGUUCAUUUGGAUGUACUCCUUUUGUUCCUUCUUUACCUUCUCCUCCUCCACCUUCUCCGCCGAUACGGGUGCCUUCUCCACCAGUUGUUAUGCUAUCACCACCACCUCCUUCACCCGUUCAUACUCCAAAAUUCCCACCACCCCCACCACCGCCGCCCCCUGUAUACUCUCCACCUCCCCCGCCAGUUUAUUCACCUCCGCCCCCACCACCCGUUUACUCUUCACCUCCCCCUCCACCAUCACCACCACCACCACCACCAGUUUAUUCACCUCCCCCACCACCGCCCUCGCCACCACCACCACCACCAUCACCACCUCCGCCAUCCCCACCCCCACCAUCGCCUCCCCCGCCUUCACCUCCACCACCAACUUAUCCAUCACCACCUCCACCGUCACCCCUACCGCCUUCACCAACUCCACCUACAUAUUGUGUGAGGUCCCCACCUCCUCCGCCACCAAAUUCACCACCUCCACCAAUUCCAUUGUUUUCCCCACCACCACCCGUUCAUUACUACUAUAGCUCCCCACCACCACCACCUCCGCCACAUUCUCCACCACCGCCACCACAUUCGCCUCCACCGCCAAUUUAUCCAUACUUAUCACCACCUCCUCCAGUUUACUCUCCACCACCACCUUCGCCUCUGCCAUGUAUAGAACCACCUCCACCCCCACCACCAUGUGUAGAGUACUUGCCGCCACCACCAACACCACCUCCAUCAUCGCCACCUCCCCCAAUUCAUUACAAGCCUCCCCCAUCACCUUCACCUCCACCAUCUCCAGUUUAUGAAUCACCGCCGCCACCCGUUGUAACAUAUUCCUCGCCACCACCACCGCCAGCUCCUGUAUAUGAGGGGCCAUUGCCACCGGUCAUUGGAGUGUCCUACGCAUCACCCCCGCCGCCACCUUUCUAUUGAUUCUUUUUAAGAAUUUUCAUCCUCUAACCUUAAUCACAAACCCCAAAAAAUGUUCAAAAAAAUUGCAUUGGCUAUCAUCACGCCUUCUUUUUCCUCAUCUUUGCACUUUAUUACUACAAAAAAAGAACUCUUCUUUCCUCUUGGGAGCAAUUCUCAUCGCUCAUGGAAGGGAUUCAUAAAAAGUUUUACCGCUUUGAGCUCUCAAUGAAUGUUAUUGAAGAGAGUGGAAAGAAGAGAGAAAGAGAGGGAUAGGUAUAUUUGUUUGAAAUUGUUAUGGAUAUUUGGAGUUGUGAAAUAAAAAUGGCAGAGAAAGAGAGAUUAGGCUGCAGAGAAAGUCUUAUGUAUAGGUAUUAAUUUUGAGAACCACAAUUAUCCAGAGCCUUGCUAAUGCUGCUGCUAGUUUGUGGGUUUUUAUUGUCAUUAUCAUACUUUGUUUCUUUUAUGCUUCUCAUUUUAUAGUAUAAUCCGAUGAACAUUUUACUUGUAUUGAUGAUU
Molecule: messenger RNA, 3059 nt
Organism: Durio zibethinus
Lineage: Eukaryota; Viridiplantae; Streptophyta; Magnoliopsida; Malvales; Malvaceae
Product: leucine-rich repeat extensin-like protein 4
Molecular function (GO): protein binding
Source: RefSeq, a predicted model, not a curated record